AUGACGCCCAACCCACCUGAUGCCAUGACGCCCAACCCACCUGAUGCCAUGACGCCCAACCCACCUGAUACCAUGACGCCCAACCCACCUCAUGCCAUGACGCCCAACCCACCUGAUGCCAUGACGCCCAACCCACCUGAUGCCAUGACCCCCAACCCACCUGAUGCCAUGACGCCCAACCCACCUCAUGCCAUGACGCCCAACCCACCUCAUGCCAUGACGCCCAACCCACCUGAUGCCAUGACGCCCAACCCACCUCAUGCCAUGACGCCCAACCCACCUGAUGCCAUGACGCCCAACCCACCUCAUGCCAUGACGCCCAACCCACCUGAUGCCAUGACGCCCAACCCACCUCAUGCCAUGACGCCCAACCCACCUCAUGCCAUGACGCCCAACCCACCUCAUGCCAUGACGCCCAACCCACCUCAUGCCAUGACGCCCAACCCACCUCAUGCCAUGACGCUCAACCCACCUCAUGCCAUGACGCUCAACCCACCUCAUGCCAUGACGCCCAACCCACCUCAUGCCAUGGCGCCCAACCCACCUUAUGCCAUGACGCCCAACCCACCUCAUGCCAUGACGCCCAACCCACCUCAUGCCAUGACGCCCAACCCACCUCAUGCCAUGACGCCCAACCCACCUCAUGCCAUGACGCCCAACCCACCUCAUGCCAUGACGCCCAACCCACCUCAUGCCAUGACGCUCAACCCACCUCAUGCCAUGACGCUCAACCCACCGCAUGCCAUGACGCUCAACCUACCUCAUGCCAUGGCGCCCAACCCACCUCAUGCCAUGACGCCCAACCCACCUCAUGCCAUGACGCCCAACCCACCUCAUGCCAUGACGCUCAACCCACCUCAUGCCAUGACGCUCAACCCACCUCAUGCCAUGACGCCCAACCCACCUCAUGCCAUGGCGCCCAACCCACCUUAUGCCAUGACGCCCAACCCACCUCAUGCCAUGACGCCCAACCCACCUCAUGCCAUGACGCCCAACCCACCUCAUGCCAUGACGCUCAACCCACCUCAUGCCAUGACGCCCAACCCACCUCAUGCCAUGACGCCCAACCCACCCCAUGCCAUGACGCCCAACCCACCGCAGCCGUGCCAUCUCACGCGCACCUGCACUCUCCUCGCCCCGGGCAUGCCACUGGCUCGUCUGGAUCCUGUCAGUGAGCAACACGUGGCGGCAGCAGCUGCUGCCACGUCAGCACUGCAGGAGAAGAAAGCAGGCGGGCUGACGAAGGUGCGGUGGCGGUGGGUGGACGUGGAGGGGCGGGAGGGCGAGGAGGAGCUGGACCGGGCAGCGGUGAUGCAGCGCACGGGGCUGCAUGCGCGCGACCUGCGCAUCCUCGACCCGCUGCUCUCCUACCCCUCCACCAUCCUCGGCCGUGAGCGCGCCAUCGUGCUCAACCUCGAGCACCUCAAGGCCAUCAUCACGGCUGAAGAGGUGCUGCUGCGCAACCCGGCUCACGAGGGCGUGCAGCGUUUUGUGGACGAGCUGCUGCGCCGCCUGCACCUGCAGCCCGCCGCUGGCCCCCCCGCCGCUGCACCCCCCGCCGCUCCAGGGACCGCUCCUGCUGCUGCUGCUGUUGUGGGCGCAGCUGAAGCUGAAGCUGCUGCCAGAAGCGCGUCAGCUGCUUCCCCUCCUCCCACUGGCACCGCUGCUCAUGCUGCCCAUAUGGGUGCUGCUGCUGGCAGUGGUGUGUGUGGCACUGAUGGCUCUGCGAGGAGGCACGACAGUGGCGAGUCAAGGGAGGUGCAUGGGGGUGGAGGGGGGAGAGACGGCCAUGAAGGGAGUGAGGGGACAAGGGAGAGUGCACACGCUGUUCAUGGGAGCGAUGCGGCGAGAAGAGUCGAUGAGAGGCGAAGAGUACGUGGGGUGUCAGAGAUUGAGAUGGUGGAGUGCGAAGAGAGUGAGAGAUGUGGGCCAGUGGAUGGCGACGGGGAUGAGGAGGAAGAGGAGGAGGAAGAGGGGGAAGAUGAGGAGGAUGCGUGGGAGGGCAUGGGCAGUGCACACGGGUCCCGGGCGGAGAGUGAGCCGCUCACGCUGCGACUGCGCGUGAAGGAAGGCGACCGGCCGUUCGAGUUCAUCGCAUUGGAGGUGGCGCUGGAGCAGGUGUGCCGUGCGCUGGACUCGCACACCACGCUGCUGGAGAACGAGGCUUACCCCGCCCUCGAUGAGCUCACCUCCCGAGUGAGCAGUCUCAACCUGGACCGAGUGAGAAGCAUGAAGAACAGAAUGAGUCGACUCAUUGCUCGCGUGCAGAAGGUGAGGGAGGAGUUGGAGCAGCUGCUGGACGACGAUGACGACAUGGCCGAGAUGUUCCUCACCCGCAUGGCCGCCGCCCCGCACUCCCCCACCGCCACCUCGCUGCACGGCGCCGCCUCCCUCGCCUUUUCCCUCCCCGCCCCCGCCGCCCUCCAUGCGCCGUUUGCCUCUCCCCACCUCGCCUCCUCCCCGCUCGGCUCGCGGAUGUCCAUUGGCGGGCGGUGGGGCGGCAUGGGCAUGGGGGCGGGGGGCGGGGGCGUGGCGGCGCUGAUGAGUCGUGCGAGUGCGUACAGCAGUGCGCACUCCGACAAUGACGACAUCGAAGAGCUCGAGCAGCUGCUGGAGGUGAGCUGA
Closterium sp. NIES-65 is the source of this 2625-nucleotide messenger RNA. NCBI's taxonomy places the organism in Eukaryota, Viridiplantae, Streptophyta, Zygnematophyceae, Desmidiales, Closteriaceae. The record is from the annotation of a GenBank genome assembly.